AUGGAACCGUCCUUCAAACCGUGUGACAUUUCCUUUCCACUUCCAAAACACCCACACCUCCAUUUCCAUGCGCAUCUUACCCGGCUGGGACAAUGCACAAUGGUCCAUUUGACGACCACCGAUAUCGGAGACUCGGAGACCUCCUUACCACCGCUCGGGAGCUUCGUCUAUGCAAUGCCCGACAUGAGAAACGACCGCGAUGUGAUUAGUACUGCUCUGUCAACUUCGGGCUCUAGCAUCGACUAUGCAACUCGACUGGCCAAGAUCUUGGCCCGGAAGAUGAAACAGCCAGUGUAUGUGGGUUGUAGUAUGAAUUUGGCCGGCACCACCGCAGAGGAAGAGAUGGAAGGGCUCACCGUCGCCGUCGAUCAGAUAAUGAAGAUGUGGUCUCGAGGCUCAUGA
Molecule: messenger RNA, 402 nt
Organism: Capronia epimyces CBS 606.96
Lineage: Eukaryota; Fungi; Ascomycota; Eurotiomycetes; Chaetothyriales; Herpotrichiellaceae
Exons: 2
Coding region: 1-402 (133 amino acids)
Biological process (GO): proteasome assembly
Source: RefSeq, a predicted model, not a curated record